UAUCGUUCCCGGGUUGCUAAAGAGAAAGCUCGCGCGGUGGGCCUUUCGGCUCAUGAGCGGGCAUUCUGCAUAUUCCCCUCUUCCUCAAGUGCUUAUAAAAUGGAAGUAUCUCAACUUCGUGCCCUUCGUUGAGCCUUCUCUGCUUCUAGAUACCCCAACUCUCGUCAUCGUCGCUAACGCUCCGGCUCGCCAUGAGGGCUUCAAUUGUCUCGGCUAUCGCCCUUGUGCCUUUGGCGCUCGGUGCGACUGUUCCUAGGUCGACCAAGGUUGACUACAAUGGCUUCAAAGGUCUUCGCAUCACUCUCCCCGAGAGCGCUGCAGAUGUUGUGGAGCAGAUCAACGAGCUGGCUGCAACCGUUUUGAAUCCCGGAUCCAAGGACAAGCUCGACGUUGUCGUCUCGCCCGAGAACCUCGAUGCCAUCAGUCAACUUGCCAACACCGCGAUUCUCGUUGAGGACAUCGGUGCUGCCUUCGCUGAGGAAGACGUGUCGACCGUCUAUGCUGUGCCAAGCGAAUCAUGGUUCACGGCCUACCACAGCUACGCCGACCACCUGACCUUCCUCAAAGACCUUCAGAGCAGCUUUGCUGGCCAAUCUGAAAUCUUCACCGCUGGAUCUUCUUUCCAGGGACGUGCAUUGACCGGUAUUCACAUCUGGGGUAGCGGAGGCAAGGGUUCCAAGCCAGCCGUUGUUAUUCAUGGUACUAUUCACGCUCGCGAGUGGAUCAGCACGAUGACAACCGAGUACUUGGCCUACCAGCUCUUGACAAAGUCUGCGUCCGAUUCUGCCAUCAAGUCUGUUGUAGACAAGUUCGACUUCUACAUCACUCCGGUUGCCAACCCUGACGGUUUUGUCUACACCCAGACCACCGAUCGUCUGUGGCGGAAGAACCGUCAGACCAACACUGGCAGCUCUUGCAUUGGCCGUGAUCCCAACCGCAACUGGCCGUACAAGUGGGAGCUUACAGGAGGUGCUUCAACCAGCCCUUGCUCUGAGACCUACAAGGGUGCCUCCGCGGGUGACGCGCCCGAGAUUAAGGGUCUGAAGGCCCAGAUUGACUCGCUCUCCUCCAUUACGAUGUUUUUAGAUAUACACUCAUACGGCCAGUACAUCCUAUGGCCAUUCGGGUACGACUGCAACUAUGUCGCUCCUGAUGAUGCUGCUCUAAGGGCCCUGGCUCAACGCGGUGCCACCGGCAUCCGCGGCGUUUCUGGAACCAGCUACACGAUUGGAAAUGCCUGCCGUGCCUUAUAUGCCACGACUGGCGAUAGCACCGACUACGUCCACGGCGUUGCUAAGUCCAAGUACACCUACACCAUUGAACUGAGAGACAGGGGUACCUAUGGCUUUUCUCUACCUGCCAGUCAGAUCCAGCCCACUGUUCGUGAGACUUGGGCAGGUGUCCUUGCCAUGCUUCAAGCUGCGUAAGCUUGCGAAUACUCAUAGGCUGUACAGUACUCGUAAUUGUAUGUGUUGAGGUAUUGUUUCUUUUGAGCAUGCCUAAAAACCAACUUCCAACGAUCCGUGACGUCUAGAAGAAGUUUACAGUAUUUAUCCAUACCGUUGUAGCAGGGGCCCGUCGUG
Messenger RNA from Colletotrichum navitas, 1583 nucleotides. Its product is annotated as zinc carboxypeptidase. The transcript has 5 exons. Gene Ontology annotation, biological process: proteolysis. The record is from RefSeq and is a predicted model, not a curated record. Lineage: Eukaryota; Fungi; Ascomycota; Sordariomycetes; Glomerellales; Glomerellaceae. Gene Ontology annotation, molecular function: zinc ion binding; metallocarboxypeptidase activity. The coding region runs from base 192 to 1427 and encodes 411 amino acids.